CCCCCCCCGGGGGGAGAUUCGGGGUCACCCCCGUGUCCCCUCCCCCCCCCAGAGACCCCAAGGGAGCCCCCGGAGCCCCGCGAGGAGGAGAGCGGGGGCCAGUGGGUCAUGGCCGAGCUGGUGGCCCUGGAGCAGGACCAGGCCCGGUUGGACGCUCAGGCCCCGGCGCUGGAGCGGGAACUGCGGACGCUGAUGGAGAGCGGUGCGGACCCCGCCCGCGAGGAGCGGCUGCUCCGGGAUUGGUUCUCGCUGGUUCAGCAGCGGAAUUUGCUGGUGCGGCGACAGGACCAGCUGCAGCUGCUGGCGCAGGAGCGGGACCUGGAGCGUCGCUUUGAGCUGCUGAGCCGGGAACUGCGGGGGCUGCUGGGGACAGAGGAGUGGCAGAAGCCCCCGGCCCAGCGCCAGCGCGAGCAGCUCUUACUGGAGGAACUGGUGGCACUGGUGAACCGGCGGGAUCGGCUCGUGUGGGACCGGCACCGCCGCGAGUCCAGGGCGCAGGAGGAGGAUGAGGAGCUGGAGCGGAGCCUCGACCCCCGGCGCCGCCGCUUCGGCCGCAGGGAAACGUGCGGGAUCUGCUGAGAGACCCCCCGGGACCCCCAAAACCCCCGGGACCCUCAAUCCCCCUCCCCAGGACCCCCGCGGUACCCCCC
This is a messenger RNA of Cinclus cinclus, 650 nucleotides long. Its product is annotated as EH domain-binding protein 1-like protein 1. The record is from RefSeq and is a predicted model, not a curated record. The transcript is spliced from 6 exons. The coding region runs from base 109 to 579 and encodes 156 amino acids. NCBI's taxonomy places the organism in Eukaryota, Metazoa, Chordata, Aves, Passeriformes, Cinclidae.